This is a messenger RNA of Dermacentor silvarum, 1121 nucleotides long. RefSeq names its product acyl-protein thioesterase 1-like (gene Apt1). Lineage: Eukaryota; Metazoa; Arthropoda; Arachnida; Ixodida; Ixodidae. Gene Ontology annotation, biological process: protein depalmitoylation. Gene Ontology annotation, cellular component: cytoplasm. The transcript is spliced from 7 exons. Gene Ontology annotation, molecular function: palmitoyl-(protein) hydrolase activity; carboxylic ester hydrolase activity. The record is from RefSeq and is a predicted model, not a curated record. The coding region runs from base 147 to 827 and encodes 226 amino acids.
GCCGAAGUGUUGUCAAGGUUGAAAGGAAGCUGUGCCCCGUGUCGUCUGUGUGUUCCGCAAGCCGUACAUGUGUUUGUCGCCGGCUUCGUUGAACCUGGAUUGACUGAGCGCGCCCGGGUCUUCACCAUCAGAGGCUUCUCCUGUUUAUGGGAGGAAACGCGGCGUCCGCCAUGCCGUCGCCCGUGAUCGUAGCCGCCACCGCCAAGCACACCGCCACUGUUAUCUUUCUUCACGGCCUGGGAGAUACAGGGUUGGGCUGGUCAUCUGUAUUUGAAGCAAUACGUCAGCCACAUGUCAAGUACAUAUGCCCUACAGCGCCAGUCAUCCCUGUCACUCUCAAUGGAGGCAUGCGAAUGACUGCAUGGUUCGACCUCUGCUCUCUGGACCCCAAUGGCAGAGAAGAUGAGGCUGGCAUCAAAGCUGCGGCUGAAGGAAUCCACAGGCUCAUAGCUGAUGAAGAGAAGUCGGGCAUCCCCUCGGACCGCAUCGUGCUUGGCGGCUUCAGCAUGGGUGGAGCACUGGCGCUCUACUCUGGCCUGCGCUACCCCAAGCCCCUGGCCGGCAUCCUGGGUCUCAGCUGCUGGCUGCCACUUUUCAAGCACUUUCCUGCGGCAGCGGUUGGCAACCACAACACACCAAUCAUGAUGUGCCACGGAGAUUGUGAUGACCUGGUGCCCAUGCGCUGGGGCCAGAUGACAGCCGACCUCCUUAAGACAUUCGCCAAGGACAUCACCUUCCGGCAGUACAAAGGGAUGGGCCAUUCCUCGUGCGAGGAGGAAACGCAAGACAUCGCUGCUUACUUACAGUCGAGGCUGCCACCCAAGUAGUAGGUCCAAGUCCGAAAGCACAGAGUGAAGAAGACCUUUGUCCGCACGGCAGAGUUUGCGAAGAGAAGUGCUUCCGGCUUGCAUCGCAACGUCUGCCUCGUGUCUAAGCACAAUUUUCUUUUCUUUUUUUUUUCUUGUUUAUAAAUUCUGUUCAUUCCAAGCUCUCUCUUCUGGUACGAGUGCUUUGAGAAAGAAGAAAAAAAGUAUAGAUGGCGCUUUCAAGCGUACACUGCACCUAGUUUUUUGCCAGAUAGGCUUGGUGAAAGGAAGAAUAAAGAAAAGCGUUGUGAUGGC